This is a messenger RNA of Adineta steineri, 1026 nucleotides long. Lineage: Eukaryota; Metazoa; Rotifera; Eurotatoria; Adinetida; Adinetidae. The record is from the annotation of a GenBank genome assembly.
AUGACUUCAGUCGACAUUGAUAUACUUAAUAAUAUUUGUAUUUAUCUUCAUCGAUAUAUAAGUCCUAUUUUAUAUAUUAUUGGUAAUUAUGGUACUAUUGUAAGUGUUAUAAUAUUUUUUAAAAAAUCAUGGAAAAAAAAUGUUUGUGUAUUUUAUUUUCUUAUUUGUCUUCUAAUUAAUUUCGGAUAUAUAAAUUCUACUUUAAUUGAUUCGAUUUUUACCCAGGGUUACAAUAUUUAUCUACAUAAUUCAAGUAUUAUUUUGUGUAAAAUAUCUUAUUAUGUUACAUUUCUUUUUGGUUCAUUGUUUCCGAAUAAUAUUAUUUUAGCAUCGAUCGAUCGUCUAUUAAUAUCUUCUCAAAAUACAGAUACACGUUUAUAUAGUUCAAAACGUUUAGCUUAUUUUUCGAUUAGUACAAGUACAUUCUUAUGGAUUAUUUUCUAUAUACAUGUACUUAUAAAAAUCAAUAUAUAUGAAAUAUAUCCAUUUGUAUUUAUUUGUUACUAUGAAACUUCGGGAUUUUAUUUUGAAUUUAUUUCCUAUUCAAAUUUUAUUAUUGUAAUUUGUUUUUCUAUUAUAUUAAUUAUUUUAUCUAUUUUAACAUUUAAAAAUGUUCGAGAUAUUCGAACUGUUUCACGUCAACAGCGACAUCAAUUUCGAACGAUGAAUAAAAAAGAUUUUCAAUUACUUCGUUGUCUUUACAUUCAUAAUAUUGUAUUUAUUAUAUUUAAUAUAUUUCCAUCUGCGUAUUAUGUAUAUUUAGCAGCAACAAAAAGUCAAACACGUACAUUGUAUCAACAAGCAAUAGAUAAUUUUCUAAAUGGUUUUAGUAUUUUUCUUCAUCAUAUUCCGUAUUGUACAAGUUUUUUCAUAUUUCUUUGUGUAUCGAAAGCUUUUCGUCAGGAAAUCAAACGAUUGAUAUAUAAAAUGUGUGGUAAACAAUUAAGAUUACAACGAGAAGAUGAAAAUAGACAGGGAAAUAAUAGAGAAUUAAAUGUUGUUAGUAUUGUUGAACUACCAUUUUGA